CCUAGGAAGGAGGUGAUGGCAAACAAUUGAACAAAACUGAACAGAAACCCCUGACAAGAAAACUGCAGGAAUUUGUCCAGGCAACUCAGAGAAUGAUUGUAUCCUGUAUCUAUAGGGACUCCUCUUGUUAAACACUGCUUAUGACCAUGUACUUGCAGUCUGUAAUCAUCCAUUCUAAGAAAAAUUGCAGCACUAUAAUUUUGAGAGCAGCCUGUUUAGUGGAGGAGGCCAUAAGUUCUAGAUCCACCUUAGGCAUGAAGCUAGUCACUCUCUCUCAGCCCUAGGAUCGAGAACCACAGAUGAAAUUUUGCCCAAAAACCCCUGCAGGGACAACUGCAAUUGCCAGGAGUCAAAAACUGAAUAAAAAAUCUUUAUACUACAGUUGAUUUUUUUCCAGUAAGAAAAAUUAACAACAAAUGAUGGGAAAUCCAGAAACUAUAACAGAAGCCUAUGUGGCUGUCAUUCGUCCAAAAAAUACUGCAAGCCUCAAUUCUCGUGAAUAUCGUGCUAAAUCCUAUGAGAUUUUGUUACUUGAGGUUCCCAUUGAAGGACAUAAGAAAAAGAGAAGGAAAAUGUUAUUAGAAACUAAGAUUCAGGAAGGCAGUGAUAUAACCCAAAGCAUCCUGGAUUAUAUACUAGAAACCACCAAACCAAUUUCACCAGGAAACCAAGGGAUUAAAGGAAAAAGAGUUCUGCUAAUGAAGACAUUUCCUCUUGGUGAAGACACAGGCAAGGAUGCAUCUCUUUUCGUUGUACCCACAGUUGUCAAAGAUAAUACAAAAUAUAUUUACAGUCCUGGAUGCCCAGUUUUCUACUGUUUACAAGACAUCAUGAGAGUCUGCAGUGAAUCAAGUUCUCAUUUUGCUACAAUUACAGCUAGAAUGUUACUUUUCUUAGAUAAAUGGUUAGAAGAACGGCAUUCGCAAUCGCAUUCAAUCCCAGCUUUAUUCAGACCAUCUCCUUUAGAGCGAAUUAAAACAAAUGUUACAAACCCUGCCUAUGCUGUUGAACCCGGACAGAGUGAGAGUUCCCUUCACAUGGGAUACACUGCGUUGGAAAUCAAGAGCAAAAUGCUUGCGCUAGAGAAGGCGGACUUGUGUAUUUACAAUCCUUUAUUUGGAUCUGAUCUUCAAUACACCAACAGAGUGGACAAAGUGGUUAUAAAUCCGUAUUUUGGACUUGGAGCUCCAGAUUAUUCAAAAAUACAGAUUCCAAAACGGGAAAAGUGGCAGCGCAGCAUGAGCAGCGUGAUGGAAGACAAGGAACGUCAGUGGGUUGAUGAUUUUCCUCUUCAUCGCAGUGCUUGUGAAGGUGAUACUGAAUUACUGAGUCAACUUUUGGAUGAAAACUUCUCAGUAAAUCAGUUGGAUAGUGAUCACUGGGCACCUAUCCAUUAUGCAUGCUGGUAUGGAAAAGUAGAAGCAACACGAAUGCUGUUAGAGAAAGGAAAGUGCAAUCCAAAUUUGUUGAAUGGACAACUCAGCUCUCCUCUUCAUUUUGCUGCUGGUGGUGGUCAUGCUGAUAUUGUUCAGAUUCUCCUAAACCAUCCAGAAAUUGACAGGCACAUCACUGAUCAACAAGGAAGAACACCACUGAAUAUCUGUGAAGAAAACAAACAAAAUGAGUGGAAAAAAACAGCUAUGUUACUUAAAGAGGCCAUUAAUAAACAAUAUGAAAAAGUACGAAUUUAUCGAAUGGAUGGUUCAUAUCGUUCUGUGGAAUUGAAAUACGGAAACAAUACUACUGUGCAGCAGAUAAUGGAAGGCAUGCGUCUUUCUCAAGACACACAGCAAUACUUCACUAUUUGGAUCUGUUCUGAAAACCUUAGUCUCCAGCUGAAGCCGUAUCAUAAGUCUCUCCAACAUGUUCAUGAUUGGCCUGAAAUACUCACUGAAUUAACAAUCGUGGAUCCUCAGAGGGAAACACCUCAGCUGUUCUUGAAAAGAGAUGUGAGACUACCUUUAGAGAUUGAAAAAAAGAUUGAAGAUCCACUGGCGAUUCUUAUCCUAUUUGAUGAGGCCAGGUACAAUUUACUGAAAGGGUUCUAUGCCUCCUCUGAUGCCAAGCUGAUCACACUUGCAAGCCUUUUGCUGCAAAUUGUCUAUGGAAAUUAUGAAAGUAAAAAGCACAAGCAGGGCUUCCUAAAUGAAGAAAACUUGAAAUCUAUAGUACCAAUCACCAAAUUAAAGAGCAAGGCACCUCACUGGACAAAUCGAAUUCUUCAUGAAUAUAAGAGUCUCAGUACUAGCGAGGGUGUGAGUAAAGAAAUGCAUCAUCUGCAACGCAUGUUUUUGCAAAACUGCUGGGAGAUUCCUACAUAUGGAGCUGCUUUUUUCACAGGACAAGUAUUCACAAAGGCAAGCUCAAGCAAUCAUAAAGUCAUCAGAGUUUAUGUAGGCAUAAAUGUCAAAGGGCUCCACCUUCUAAAUAUGGAAACAAAGGCUUUGCUCAUAAGUUUAAAAUACGGUUGCUUUAUGUGGCAGUUGGGAGAUGGCGAUACCUGUUUUCAAAUACAUAGUCUGGAAAAUAAAAUGAGCUUUAUAGUUCACACCAAGCAGGCAGGUCUUGUCAUAAAACUUCUGAUGAAGCUAAGCAGUCAGCUGAUACCUGAGAGAAGUGAUUAAAUUAAAUGGGGAGCAGUUGCAUUCAAAUGUUCCAGUUUGAUUAAUUGAACAGGAUAAAAGACAUUGCCUGAUGGAGGUCAUACAAAAAUGCCAUGUUCAUUUGUAAAUUUAUGUUGUACAGCACUAUUGUAAUAUAAUCAUUUAAAGUACUUGGUUUGUAAAGCUAUAAGAAUAAUAUUUGUGCAUGUAAUUAACAGAAAUUCAGGAAAUAAAAUCAAGGCUAUAAUUCUAGGUACAGACAUGUUGACUAGGGAAUUCUGGGAGUUGAAGUGCAGAUAUCUUAAAGAUGUGAAGCUUGAGAAACACUGCACUAAGAAAUUAAAGAAUAAACAACAUACCUGAGUAAACAUGUUUUAAAUGGGUUUAACUCUGUUCUGUGUUAUUACGAAUAUGUUCUAUUUCUAGAUUGCACAAUAAACUGCAGGUUUCACUCUAUAACAGUAAUGGAGCACUUAUGACACAUGUCAAAGGUCAUAUGUCACAAUGUUUUGGAUGACACUCCAGUGUUCACCAACAUCAACAACUAUUCUCAAAAGCAUAAUUUUUGGAGGCUGUAGAGACAGAGAGAAUGGGGUGUGCUCUUAUGCAACUUCCAAAGCCAUUAGAUGUCAUGUGAAAGGGCUGUGCUCUUGUGUGGGCUUUAGAGCAAAGAUGGGCAAUUAAUUUUCCCAAGAGACCACAGGAGAAACAGGGACUGUUUCACCCCUCUCAGGGACCAAACAGGGAUAAUCAAAGGGCAGGUGGCUUGCAGGCUGUAAAAUGCCCAGUUCUGCUUUAGAGUCUCCAAACAUCGCAUAAAAAUGGGGUUUAGAGAAUGGUUUCAUUUGGUUUUCGGAGUCUGCAGAGGCAUGGAAAAGCAUUCUACAAAGCUGCUUCAAGAAUGAAGGCCUUAUGCAACCUAGAGCAACCUUGGGUAGGUGCACAGGGGCCUAUCAAGAAAAAAGUAUACUGCCUGAAGAUAAGAGCACAUGGCAGAUUCUGGGGACCUCUGGGCUAUGGGGACAAUCGCACUGCUCCCCAAGGCUCACGUUUCUUGAAGAACAGGAUUAGGCAGGCUUUAUGAGUGGCACCUAUGGCACUAUUGCUGAAAUCAAAGCCGGGGCCUCUAUUUCAGGCCCAGUCUUGGUGCUGCUGCUGAGUGCCACUGUUCAGAGUGGCCUAGAUGCGUCAGGAGAGAGGAAGACAAUUGUAUCUCUUUUAUUCGGUGUGUGUGACAUACAAGUAGAGUCAGGUUAGGCAUUUUUCUGAGUUUUUGACACAUUGAGCCCAAAAGGUUGCCAUCACUGCUCUAGGAAAACCUCAAGGCACCGGCAAUUCAAUAUAAAUCUCAGAAUUUAAUAAAUCCUUCAAAAUCAUAACAUUUAAUGUGACAAUAUACAGUGAAUGCUAAUUAUUAAAACAUCUAUGAAACAUUUGCAUGGGAUUUUUCUAAAUUCCUUCUUAUUUCUGGUGGUGUGGUUAAAAUGUUGGAUUAUGAAUGGGAGAUACAUAUUCUAAGUUGUCCACAACCAGAGAAUUUGACUGCAUAAUUUCAUUAUUUUUGUCUUAGGCUAGUCUACCUCACAGACUCUUGUUAGAAAAAAUAGGAGGGGGUGCCCUCAUUAUACCUUCCUGAGCUCCAAAAUGAAUGGUGCAACAUCCAUCUCACAUAAAUAAAUACACAGAUGCAUAAACUAUAUGUAAUUUGUGAGAUAUGGGAAUCUCUAGGGCAGCAUUAGUUCAAUGUAAUUGGCCACACAUUGGUAUCUGAAAGAUAUUACAUAUGUUGAAUAAUUUAUGGAACAUGUCAACAAGAGUUACUUUACAUACAAUUUGAAAUAUACAGUCCUUAUAUACUCUUGCUGUAUCAGAUAAUAAUUCUGUUUUUAAAUUAUGUUUAUGAAAUACAGCAUUUAAAAAUAUUUGUACAUAAACUCAAGAAAUGUUUUUUUAAAUAAAAGUGUUUGAUUAAAAUAUGAUUUGGUCAAUAUUUAGCAGUGUUCCAAUAUCUCAGGGGCUGCCACAAAGAAUAGGGAGUCAAGCUAUUUUCCAAAGCACCUGAAGGCAGGACAAGGAGCAACGAGUGGAAACUAACCAAAGAGAGA
Molecule: messenger RNA, 4708 nt
Organism: Crotalus tigris (Tiger rattlesnake)
Lineage: Eukaryota; Metazoa; Chordata; Lepidosauria; Squamata; Viperidae
Gene: KRIT1
Product: KRIT1 ankyrin repeat containing
Exons: 17
Coding region: 417-2624 (735 amino acids)
Biological process (GO): negative regulation of angiogenesis; regulation of establishment of cell polarity; cell redox homeostasis
Cellular component (GO): plasma membrane; cytoskeleton
Molecular function (GO): protein binding
Source: RefSeq, a predicted model, not a curated record